Molecule: messenger RNA, 938 nt
Organism: Lindgomyces ingoldianus
Lineage: Eukaryota; Fungi; Ascomycota; Dothideomycetes; Pleosporales; Lindgomycetaceae
Exons: 3
Coding region: 186-938 (250 amino acids)
Source: RefSeq, a predicted model, not a curated record
ACUCUUCUAACCCAGAAACCUUUGACAAAAGGCAACCAUAGUAGGAUGUUGCGUCUCCAGCUUCAGAAGUCGUCCCUGGGAGACACGUGACGUGUCAAUUCACUCAACAGUUGCCAACCUCGUUCCAAAGCUCAUCAUUACUCUAUUUCUCGAGUUAUAAUUACCAAGCUCUUGAUCUAGUCACAAUGUCUUCAGAAAUCAAAGGCCCCGGCCUUCUCUGGGUAACAUCCCGUAUCGCCCCGUCUGCCGUCGAUAUCCUCGACGAGCGCACCUAUUUAAUAGAUUGGUACGACAACACCCACAUCGCUGAAAUCAUCCAAACCAAGGGAAUAAAAAACGCGUUCCGCUAUACCGACGUCGAAAAGGGCACCCCUGACGCUCCAAGGCCGUACCUGGCGUUCUACCCCAUGCUUGAUUUGGCUUUUACACAAGGCCCAGAUUUUAAGCAUAUCACGGUGAAGAGCGAUUGUUUGCCAGGUUCAGGGAUUUGCUAUGAUCUUGCCGAUAUUGAUGUGAGUUAUUUGGCAUUGGUGGGGAAGAUGGAGGGAAACGCAAAGAAAGGCCCGGCGCAGUACAUCAUGACCUCAGCCAUCGAGCCCGCCAAUAGGACGUCUGAAGAGGAGGUGAACAAGUUCUACGAUGAGCAAACGGCAGCCAUUUCGAAAGCCUCGAACUAUCUCCGCACAACUAGAUACAGGCUAGUAUACGCCCGGACGAAUGCACAGUCAAGGAAAUUGAAAGGACUCCCAACAACAGAUGAGCCCGCUCCCGAACCGCCGACAUGGCAGGCUGUCCACGAGUUCUCCGCAGAGCCUGCAUCAGAUGUCAGAGACAGGGUGAAGGCCAAUCCGAGUGAGGUGCUGAAGAAAGCGAGGCAAAACGAACUGCACGUCUACAAGCUUGAGAUAGCACACGGAGACAAGAAAUUCUUCGAGUGA